ACUCCUCAUUUCAGAGAAAACAAAACUGAUCUCUCUGUGUGUGUGUGUGUGUGUGUGUGUGUGUGUGAGUGCAGGAAAAUGGCUGAAGCCAGUAUUUCAGCAGAUCAAUUUUCAGUGGACCAGUUCAGCUGUCCAGUCUGUCUGGAUCUCCUGAAGGAUCCGGUGGCUAUCCCCUGUGGUCACAGUUUCUGUAAGGAGUGUAUUAAUGGCUGCUGGGAUCAGGAGGAUCAGAAGGGCGUCUACAGCUGUCCUCAGUGCAGAGACACUUUCACUCCAAGGCCUGUUCUAUGCAGAAACAACUUGCUGACUGAAGUGGUGGAGAAACUGAAGAAGACUGAACUUCAAGCUGCUUCUCCUGCUCACUGUUACGCUGGACCUGGAGAUGUGGAGUGUGAUUUCUGUACCGGGAGAAAACACAAAGCCAUCAAGUCCUGUCUGAUGUGUCUGGCUUCCUUUUGUGAAACUCACCUUGAUCCUCACUAUCAGUCUCCUGCUUUUAAGAAACACACAUUAAUUGAAGCUUCAGCAAAACUACAAGAGAAGAUCUGCUCUCAACAUAACAAGCUGAUUGAGAUCUACUGUCGUACUGAUCAAACCUGCAUCUGUUAUUUGUGUAUGAUGGAUAAUCACAAAGGUCACAACACCGUCAUAGCCACAGGAGAAAGAGCUGAGAAACUGAGUGAGUUAAAGCAGAUGAAAUCCCAGCAGAGAAUCCAGGAGAAGCAGAAGAAGGUGCAGGAGCUGAAACAGGCUGUGAACACUAUAAAGCUCAGUGCACAGACAGCAGUGGAGGACAGUGAGAGGAUCUUUACUGAGCUCAGGAGAAGGCUGAACUGAGUCAAGCUGAACGACUCCUGGAGCAACUGGAGCAGGAGAUUGCUGAUCUUCAGAGGAGAGUCACUGAGCUGGAGCGGCUUUCA
This is a messenger RNA of Pangasianodon hypophthalmus (striped catfish), 920 nucleotides long. Its product is annotated as E3 ubiquitin/ISG15 ligase TRIM25-like. The coding region runs from base 79 to 837 and encodes 252 amino acids. The record is from RefSeq and is a predicted model, not a curated record. Gene Ontology annotation, molecular function: zinc ion binding. The transcript has 3 exons. NCBI's taxonomy places the organism in Eukaryota, Metazoa, Chordata, Actinopteri, Siluriformes, Pangasiidae.